AUGGUGAAUAUCACAGAGAAAAUCAAAGAGAUCGAGGAGGAGAUGCGCAGGACGCAGAAAUACCAUCUUGGUCUCCUCAAAGGAAAACUUGCACGACUACGAGCACAGCUUCUCGAGCCUACGGGUGGAGCGGGGUCUGGCGGUGGGUCAGGAUUCGAUGUGAGCAAAAGCGGGGAUGCGCGAAUAGCCCUGGUGGGAUUCCCAUCCGUUGGCAAGUCAACUUUUUUAUCAAAGAUUACGAAGACGAAGAGUGAAGUUGCAGCAUAUUCAUUCACUACGCUCACGGCGAUCCCGGGCGUUUUGGAGUACGGCGGUGCCGAGAUCCAGAUCCUUGAUCUCCCUGGUAUUAUCGAAGGCGCGGCCGAGGGUAAGGGUAGAGGGAGGCAGGUUAUUUCUACCGCAAAGACUAGCGAUCUAAUAAUGAUGGUUCUUGAUGCUACAAAACGUGCCGAACAGCGAGCGCUACUGGAAGCUGAGUUAGAGGCAGUGGGAAUCCGGUUAAAUCGGGAACCGCCAAAUAUUUACCUGAAAGCGAAAAAAGCAGGAGGUAUGAAAAUCACAUUCCAGACGCCGCCGAAAAAUCUGGAUGAAAAAAUGGUCUUCAAUAUAUUACGCGACUACAAGAUUUUGAAUUGCGAAGUUUUGGUCCGGGAUGAGAAUGCUACUGUCGAUGACUUUAUCGAUGUUAUUAUGAAAGACCACAGGAAAUACAUUAAAUGCCUUUAUGUCUACAACAAAAUAGACAGUGUGAGCCUGGACUUCCUCGACAAACUAGCCCGAGAACCUAACACGUGCGUUAUGAGCUGCGAACUGGAUCUGGGUAUUCAGGACGUGAUUGAUCGGUGCUGGAAGGAGUUGCAGCUUAUUCGGGUAUACACCAAACGAAAGGGCGUCGAUCCCGACUUUUCAGAGGCAUUGAUUGUGCGCAAUAACGCUACGAUCGAAGAUGUGUGCGAUCAAAUUCAUCGGACACUGAAGGAUAAUUUUAAAUAUGCGUUGGUUUGGGGGGCUAGUGCACGACAUGUUCCACAGCGGGUGGGGCUGGGACAUGUCAUUGCUGAUGAGGAUGUGGUGUCGAUAGCUACGAAGUGA
Molecule: messenger RNA, 1092 nt
Organism: Histoplasma mississippiense
Lineage: Eukaryota; Fungi; Ascomycota; Eurotiomycetes; Onygenales; Ajellomycetaceae
Product: GTP-binding protein 1
Exons: 9
Coding region: 1-1092 (363 amino acids)
Biological process (GO): cytoplasmic translation
Cellular component (GO): cytoplasm
Molecular function (GO): GTPase activity; GTP binding
Source: RefSeq, a predicted model, not a curated record